Molecule: messenger RNA, 4223 nt
Organism: Leptidea sinapis
Lineage: Eukaryota; Metazoa; Arthropoda; Insecta; Lepidoptera; Pieridae
Product: murinoglobulin-1-like
Exons: 14
Coding region: 243-2753 (836 amino acids)
Molecular function (GO): endopeptidase inhibitor activity
Source: RefSeq, a predicted model, not a curated record
UUAUUGAUUUGUAAAAUUAAACUUAAAGUACCUAUCAAUUAAAGCGUACAUCUAUAUAAUAAUUUCAAAGACAAAACAAAUUUCUAAAUCUGAUUUAAGAGUAACGGUAAAUUAUCAAGCCGGAUGUUUUGUUUAGGAUAAAAACUGUUUCAAUAUAAUAAUAAAGAGUACAUUGUAAUUAUGGUGUCUUGCAAACAAUAGACAGUCAUUGUAAGCCGAAGUGAAUUAGUGAUAAUCUUAAAAUGAAGUGGUUUCUUAUUAUAUUUGCUUUUUCAAUAGUGGUGGUAGUUUCAAUCAGUGGAUAUUCAGAAACAAGGAUCUGUACGGAUCGGAAUCACAUAUUCCUGGCUCCAGGAGUCCUGACUGCCGGUGGUAACAGCAGAGCUUGCGUAUCCCGCUUCUACGUUGAAGGACCAGCUCGUAUGUCGCUGACACUGAAGACCCAUCAUCAUGAAGAAGGCACAGCAACAAGGCUGCUUAAUCCGGGAGACGGUGGAUGCUUGGAUAUACCAGUUCCAAUGAAACCGAAUACUAAAGCAGAGCUGGCUGUUAGCAUUAAAUAUGCAGAAGCAAACUGUUCCUGGCACCGCUCCAUAACUCUUCGCAUCGGAGGAGGCAGGUUGGUGGUGGUGCAUACAGAACGAGCCAAGUACAGGCCUGGGGAGACGCUGAGAUUCCGCGCCACUGCCCUCAAAGCUGACCUCACGCCUGCACAUACUAUGAUUGACGAAAUAUGGCUGGAAGGACCUCGUGGCGCCUGGGAAGGUGUCAGAGCACACCAGUGGACUAGGGUACGAACCCGGAUGGGCGUGGCGCAGCUGCAGUACGAGCUCGAUGAAAUGGCGCCGGUCGGAACGUGGACGGUGAGGGUCAGGUUGGCGGAUGGCUCGCAGGGUUCGGCAGUGUUCUCGGUUGGCAACUAUGAACUACCACCGUUUCAGCUGACUGUGAAACAUUCACCAAGAAUCUUGAAGUCGAGCGAACGACUUGUAUGGACUGUGUGUGUCAGGUACCCGUGGUCGGAAGCAGUGGAGGGUAUGCUGGUGAUUCGUAUCCGAGGGGCGGGGGUAGGAGUUGGUGCAGGGGCUGCAGGGAUACGUACCGCGGUCCGGUUGCGAGCGCCACGAGCGUGUCACCGACACGCCGCCGCCUCCCGGAGAGUCGGACUGGACAGCAGCACGCCGCCAGAAUUUAUUGUAGCUGACUUCUCCUUCCAAGAGGAAGGCACACGAAUUUGGCAGAACACAACGGUCGUAUCUCAAGUCGUGGAUAGCCCAAUCUCUCUGGAGUUUCUCACAAAGCACAGAACUAUUGUGUCAUCAGGACUACCGUAUAAACUUAAGAUUAAGGCAACUCGAUGGGAUGAGAAGCCAGCUGUCAAUGAAAAGAUCAGAGUUUGCAAGUCACCAUCAAAACUGAAUGACGUCGCGAAGAACUUGUCGUGUGUAGACGCACAGACUGACGACAAGGGAAUCGCUAGAGUUAUGUUUACAGCUGAUGACAGCCCUAUAUAUACUUUCCAGGCCAGCACAAAUACCACGACGUCAAGUUUAGAACUAGAAGUAAAGGCGGGUAAGGGAGGCAAAGCCGCGCUGGGACCAUUGCGAGUUGACCCCACGUCGAGGACCUUGGUGCCUUUAUAUCUGAGUAUAGAUGACGUCACAAAACCCAUUACUGUUCAUUUUGUGGUAAUAACCCGUGGUGGUAUAAUACAUCGCUGGGGAGCAACCACACAGUGUCCCACAAACUCAAAUCAAAUUCUGAUUGCACAAAGAAAUUCCACAUGUCAAAACUUACAAAACGUCGCAAACAUUGAAGACUUAGACGGAAAUAUCGGAACAAACAAUGAUAUUGCAGAUUUUGUUAAGUCAUCGCUUAGAAACGAAAGAAGUAGUUCGGCUGAAGCUUCAAACUUUAAGAACGGGAAUUUAAUAGCAAAUGUGGAGACCAACUCUUCUUCAGUGCUAGAUGCGUUAAUGGAUGGGCAGAUGUGGAGGAUCAUGUUGCCGGUCAAAGUGACUCACCAGAUGUGUCCUGACAGCCACUUGGUGACAUAUUUCUAUCACAAUAAUGAGUUGAUAAGCGCCAGUAAGCACUUUGAAAUGGACGAAUGCUUCGCUAACAAGGUGACAGCAUCCUGGUCCCAUCAUCAAUCUCUCCCUGGAUCUGUAGCUACUCUUCACCUGUCCACUCCUGGACCUGCUCUUUGUGCUCUCUCUGUUCUGGAUGUUGCCGCGAAAUGGGUAAAUCCUGGUGAGAGUAUCAAGGAUCUCAUAUUAAGGGAUCUGCGGAAGUUGAUCGAUGGUCAUCGAAAUUUAACUGAAUAUGACGUGGCUGGCGAAUGUUUCCUAUCAUCAGACACCUUAGAAGAUUCAAAAAGCAGUCAUCUAUUGGAGUCGUGGCUUGCUGCGGCUGGUUUGAGACUUCUCGGAGGAGAGGAAAGCAUGGUUCAGAGAAGAGGAAAGAAUUGUGACCGCCCUCCGUUAGCGCUUGUGACUGAUGAAGCUCCUAGAAGGGAUUUCUCUGAGUCGUGGUUGUGGCGCCUGGUACCGGUGAGUGUGAACGGCUCGGUAGCAGCAAUGGCGCGAGCACCGGACUCUAUCACCAGGUUCGAAGCCUCUGUGUUCUGCGUGUCCAAGACUGGAGUUGCCAUAUCACAACCUGCUGUAUUGCAAGUACGUAUACAAAUAGUUUCAAUUAAAAAGGUAACUUUAUCAUUAUCUUCUGUUUUCAAGCUAUUGAGAUUAUCAUAGCAAAAUCUGCCUUAUUGUAUCUUUAUUUGCGAAAUACAGUUUGCUAUAUAAAAUUGUAUUUGAACUAUUUAUUUUGCCUCUUACUUCAACGCAAUGUUUCUUCUAGAAGAGACAAGGUGCCUUAAAGGCCUCCCCUGAAAUACUUUGUAUUAAAAUCAGAUGCAAUAGUUCGCUAAUAAUAAAUUAUUUCACUGUGAUAGCAUCUUUUUUUUCUUUGUGAUCUUUAGUAUGCUAGCUGAAUCCGACAGACGUAGUUCUGUUCAGGUUACCGAUUUCAUAGGGAUUGCUUAACCAAUAUAGAAGUUGGUACGCUGCAGCACCACCUGAUGGUUACAAAAACGAAGAAAUUCACCAAAAAAUAUAUUAAUUUUCAAGGCUUAGAUAUUAGUCGAACGGUGCAGAGAAGCUAUUAUACUACAGCUCUACAGGGAAGCUGCAACAAAUGAGAUAACACGUAAACAUUCUCCACAAAAUAAUGCAAAUAAAUGCCAAUUCUCAUAGUGAUUGGUUGAGCGGUGUUGAAGGGUAGCGAUAGAAUGCGAAGAUAUUCAGUAUAACUACAGUUUUUGAUAUCUUUUCCAUAUUUCAAGUAAUAUAAUAAUAAUAAACUUCAUUUCAAGUAUCAUGAUUCAAAUUUGUUAGUAGUACAGCAAACUUAUUUUCUAUGUUAGUAUUCAUCCUAAACCUAUUACUAAUUAAGUUACAGAUGCGUGUCAUUGCUGCGCCAUUCCGUUAGAAAUACAGCAGCAAUGAGCCACAUAUCUGCAGUCCAACCUGCUCACAAUUAUCUUCAGUAGGCUGUUGGUACUGCCCCGCACUCUGCUCACCAAGGAUCCACAUCUUUUGCGUAUAGUCGCAUAAAAACAGUUGAUCCGCGCUUCCGCGAACAUCCCUGAUGCGCUACAAAAUCGGGGCAGCCCCAUCGUGAAAGCAUUGUUAUAUUGAACACCAAGAGCGUUGCAGGAUUUUUGAGUGUACUCGGCCCACAGGUUGCACGUGUAGAAAGUUGUAAGUAAACGCGUAAAUAAACUCAAUAACUCAAAAAACGUCGAACUUUUUUUUGCCCAACUCCCAUUUGACAUUUUGGCAUAUCCAUUUGACCUUAUCUCACCAAUUCUGGGACACCCAGUUUAAAGAUAAUAUGUCUAUUCUAUGAGGCGCAAGUUAAAGUGGGUCCAUGGCCACUGGGUACCUCGAUGAAGGAAACUUAUUUACGUGAUAUUUUUCGAUUUACUGAAUGAAAAGUGGCCGAGCUUACCUAGUAGGUAUGUAGAGCUCGCCGUAAAGAGUGGCUGCUAUUCUUCGCGGUCGAGACUGUGGGACGUGGAAAUCAAGAGUUAAUUCAUAGACCUUAUUCUUGUCAAGACUCAUAAGAAACAUUUGAGACUGAGCCUGUUCCUUUUACUUUUUCUUUUUCUGAAAUUGCAGGUAUUUAGGGAGUUUUUCAUCCACGCGGACAGCCCCCGCAGA